CUAAUUCCCUCGAAUCAGUGGGGAAAAUACUAUGUUCUACUGGCUAGCUAGCUGGUUAACUUUUUAAAAGUUAAUUCUCUAUACAAGAAACCACGUCUGGAUUAUUACAGUUAAGAUUAUCUUAAUGGCUCUCUUCAUUAUGAAUAAAAUGUAGUAGGAGCUGCUGUUGAAACUGAAAACUGCUACACCUUUGCCGGAAGAGAAUUUAGCAAUACACCUGCAAGAUCUUAAAAUUCUCUGUUUUACUAGCACAUCUUGUUCAACAUCUAGGAAGUUAGCAUUUGGAGCAUUAUUCCCCCCGUAUAACCUUACAAAAUGCACAGUCUUACACACAUAGUUAGCAAAUGCAUGCAUAUUUGUAGAGACAUAAACGGAGUAUUUUCUUCCCUGUGCUCUUUAAAGUGUAUCCUCUGCAGGGUUAAAGUUUCGUUGCUUAAUGAGGAUGGGGUACGGAACACGCUACACGAGAACGAGGGGAAAUCGCCCGGCUCCUGGGUGUAAAGCGCUCCGAGAACAAAGGAGGCUCGGGUUUAGGUCCCUCCUCCAACCCAGGCGGACUUCCCGCCGCUGCCCUUCCGGUUCUCACUCCGGUCCGCAGAGGUUGCCUAUAAAAGAGAGCUGCGCGCUCUGCCUGCAUUCUUUUGCUCUCAGACUUCCCGAAGAUGUCAGGUCGUGGCAAAGGCGGGAAAGGCCUGGGCAAGGGGGGCGCCAAGCGUCACCGCAAGGUGCUGCGCGACAACAUCCAGGGCAUCACGAAGCCCGCCAUCCGGCGGCUGGCCCGGCGCGGCGGCGUGAAGCGCAUCUCCGGCCUCAUCUACGAGGAGACCCGCGGGGUGCUCAAGGUGUUCCUGGAGAACGUGAUCCGGGACGCCGUCACCUACACGGAGCACGCCAAGCGCAAGACAGUCACGGCCAUGGACGUGGUGUACGCGCUCAAGCGCCAGGGCCGCACCCUCUACGGCUUCGGGGGCUAAAGUUUUUUAAACGUUCCCGUCGCUUACCAAAAAGGCCCUUUUUAGGGCCCCCAA
Messenger RNA from Leopardus geoffroyi (Geoffroy's cat), 1028 nucleotides. RefSeq names its product histone H4. Gene Ontology annotation, biological process: nucleosome assembly. Lineage: Eukaryota; Metazoa; Chordata; Mammalia; Carnivora; Felidae. Gene Ontology annotation, molecular function: protein heterodimerization activity; structural constituent of chromatin; DNA binding. Gene Ontology annotation, cellular component: nucleosome. Bases 663 to 974 code for a protein of 103 amino acids. The record is from RefSeq and is a predicted model, not a curated record. The transcript has a single exon.